ACACUACUUCACAGGGUCCAGGUGCCAAACUCCAUCAUUUCCAUUCUAUUCAAGCCCCUUCUUCUCUUUUGCUUUUUGGCCUUUCGUCCUUCUUCAACUGUUAUUCUCACUCGAUCUCCUCUUAUGGAGGAAGCUCUUAGGCGGCUUAGUGGAAUGACCCAUGUCCAGGAAUCCAUUCCAGACAACCACAAAAAGUCCACAAAUGGAGCCCCAGCUGUUGCCUCCGCCGCAGCCUCCACCGCGAACAAGAGGUCGCUGAAAGAAAGUGGUGGUGGCUCAGGUGGUACCAUGAGGUACCGUGGGGUUCGUCGGAGACCUUGGGGUCGGUAUGCAGCUGAGAUUAGGGACCCUCAGUCCAAAGAAAGACGUUGGCUUGGUACUUUUGACACGGCUGAGGAGGCUGCUUGUGCUUAUGACCGUGCUGCUCGAGCCAUGCGUGGUCUCAAGGCUCGCACCAAUUUCGUGUACCCUACUUCUGAUCCUCACUCUUCUACAGACCACUUUGUCCCUCCUGUUGGUUUGUCAUCAAAACAAGCUCAGGCGUCCAUCAGAGAUAUUCCCUCUCGCCAGUGCAACUCUAAUUCUUCAAAUUGGCCAUCUUUUGGAAACCCUGACGUUGGAGACUUCUCCGGGUCUGCUCCCCAGAGGAGUAAUUCUGCUUCUUUUAACAUGCUUCUUCUUCGAGAUUUCCUUGAUCCCUCUUCUGGUUCAUCUUUGUAUAAUCAUCCACAAGCUCUAUACGAUCAGUUUCCGCACAUUAACGGAUCCUGUAGUUCUCUGUCCAACACUUUCCCCAGUGGUAAGAAUCCCUCCAAUGAUUCAAAUGUCUCUGACACUUUUGCAGGCUCUUCUUUGAGUGCUUUACCAAUGAAUGAUGAUAAUCAGAGUUAUAACUCAUCUGGAGGCUCUGGUAAGCCAAACUCUCAGGUUGAUUACUUGGAAUUCUUUCCAAGAGAACCAUCCGAUUCUGGUUUGUUACAAGAGAUCAUUCAAGGUUUUUUGCCAAAACCCGCGUCUGAGAAAAUUCACUCGUCAAGCAGCUCCUUAAAUUGCACUGGAGAGUCCAUCGUUGCACCAGGACCUGAAAUGUCUACCUCCUACCCAUCGCUGGAUGAGUUUCGAAGGAGCAUCGAGAGUGAGCUCUUAGUUAAAAAUGAGAACUUGGGUGUCUAUCUUGGCCAUUACCAUGGUGGUUCUGCACAGUUUAAGAGUUCCCAUGGAAUUAAUUCUCAUGUGGUUCCUUACGGUCAUGUUGGUCUGCAAGAGAAGCUUCAUCAUCAAAUGGGUGCCGACUCCAUUCUUCAAGAUAUUUUCCAACAUCCAGAUUUUAUGUGAAGGGUUGAAAGCUUUCAGUUAGUGCAACUUGUUAGAAGUUCACAAGAUAUUCUAUGGUUUAUGUCGAACAAGCUUAUUUUCUGAGCAUUAGAAAUAUAUUAAACCCAAUGCUAAUCUAAGGUUUCUGGAAAAUCAUUUGCUAGCUAUCUAGUUUAAAUUUAAUUUUUAAAUGCUACCGUAUGUAAUCUCUCCUCUUGGGAAUUUAAAACUUGAAGCAGUGUUCUGCCUAAUGAUAACAAUGUGUUUAAGUUCCGUAUUGUGAUCCUCCAAUCGUUCCUUCUCUUCCUUUUUCUAUGGGCAUAUUUCUUGUAAGAUACUCUCUGCGUUUCUGUUUUGU
Molecule: messenger RNA, 1672 nt
Organism: Manihot esculenta (cassava)
Lineage: Eukaryota; Viridiplantae; Streptophyta; Magnoliopsida; Malpighiales; Euphorbiaceae
Product: ethylene-responsive transcription factor ESR2
Exons: 1
Coding region: 124-1335 (403 amino acids)
Biological process (GO): regulation of DNA-templated transcription
Molecular function (GO): DNA-binding transcription factor activity; DNA binding
Source: RefSeq, a predicted model, not a curated record